AAUCUUCUCCCAAUUUGCAUCUCUGCAAGAUGUAAGAGAGAGCAAGCAGCAGAAUUCAUAGCUCAAUCCAUCAGUGCCCUAGAUCCCCCUUCCCAUUUCUCCUCCUCCCAUCAGCCCACCACUCCCUCAGCUCUCAUUCAAGGUUUCUUGGGUUCUUUUGGUUCAAUGAUGGAGAUGGGGGAUGUUUGAGCUCUGAUAGAUCUUGGGUUUCAUCUUUGGUUCUUUUGCUGUGAUAAAAGGGCCAAAGGUGAUAUUUUUAUGGUAUAUAAACAGGGGCUUUUCAGAGAAACAGAGUGAGCUUGUGAGGUGUCUUUUGUGUGUGGCUGUUUUUCUGUGACAACAAUGUUCAAAGAUUUCGCCUUUUAGUGUAAUUAGGGAUUUUGUUUUGUUUUGUAGCAGGAGUGUGGUUUUCAUGUUUGGCUCUAUAGUGGUAAAAUAGGCCAAAUAUUUUAUCUUUGGGUAUGAUUGAGGGACUUUUUGGAGAAAAGGUGUGAGCUUGGGAGGUGGAUUUCGUGUUUGGCCCCUUUACUGUGAUAAGAAAAUGGCCAAAGAUUUUAUGUUUUGGUAUGGUUGAGAGACUUUUCCGAGAAAAGGUAUGAGUUUGUGUGGUGGGUGUUCGUGGAUUUGCUGAAGAACAGUGAUUGAGAGAAAGAAAUCUACUAAAAAGUAGAAAAAUUUUCUUCAUACGCCCCGAGUUAGGUAUAAGAUGGGUUGUCUUUGCUGUAAACCUUCUGCAAUUGAAGACAGUAGAGAGAGUCCAAGGGAAAGGCCGUCAAGAAAGACAUCAGCAGAUCUGCGGGUAUCAAGGGGGGUUUCUUUAAGUAGAGAGGAUGCUUUUAGGGCGAAAGAUCCAUUGGAAGGCAAUGAAGUGAAGACAAUGUUGAAUGUGAAGCAAGGAAAUGGUUCAAUCAGGUUGCACAAUGAGAAGUACGAUAGGAGAAGCAGUGGGAAGGUGGAAUAUUUAGUUGCCACUAACCAUCCCGGAAUGGGGACAGUUCCCAGAGCUUAUGAAGGAGAACAGGUUGCAGCUGGAUGGCCACCCUGGUUGGUUGCCGUGGCGGGUGAAGCUAUCAGUGGAUGGGUGCCAAGGCGGGCAGAUUCUUUUGAGAAAUUGGAUAAAAUUGGACAAGGCACUUACAGUAAUGUUUACCGUGCUCGUGAUCUUGAUCAAGGAAAGAUUGUAGCUUUGAAGAAGGUUAGGUUUGAUAAUCUGGAGCCUGAGAGUGUUCGGUUUAUGGCAAGGGAAAUUCAAAUCCUUAGAAGACUUGGUCAUCAUCCAAACAUAAUAAAGCUGGAAGGUCUAGUCACAUCUCGGAUGUCAUGCAGUUUGUAUCUUGUCUUCGAGUACAUGGAACAUGACCUUGCCGGGCUUGCCUCACAUCCCGGUCUCAAGUUUACUGAACCUCAGGUGAAGUGUUACAUGCAACAACUCCUACAUGGACUCGACCAUUGCCAUAGUCGUGGGGUCUUGCAUCGAGAUAUAAAAGGCUCCAACUUGUUAAUCGAUAACAAUGGCGUAUUAAAGAUUGGAGACUUUGGGUUGGCAAGUUUCUAUGAUCCUACAGAGCAAAAUCAGCCUCGGACAAGCCGUGUUGUCACCCUAUGGUAUAGGCCGCCCGAGCUUCUACUUGGUGGCACUUACUAUGGCAGUGCAGUUGAUUUAUGGAGCACUGGUUGCAUUCUUGCUGAACUUUAUGCCGGGAAGCCUAUCAUGCCCGGAAGAACAGAGGUGGAGCAAUUGCAUAAAAUUUUCAAACUGUGUGGUUCACCUUCGGAAGAGUACUGGAGGAAAACCCGGUUGCCUCAUUCUACAAUUUUCAAGCCCCAACAACCUUAUAGACGUGUUGUUGCGGAAACGUUUAAAGAUUUUCCUUUGCCGGCGUUAGCACUCAUUGAGACCCUACUUUCCAUGGAUCCUGCUAACCGUGGGUCCGCAGCUUCCGCUUUGGCGAGUGAGUUCUUUUCAGCAAAACCGCUUCCUUGUGAUCCUUCAAGUCUGCCAAAAUAUCCACCAUGCAAAGAAUUUGAUGCCAAAAUGCGCGGUGAAGAAACAAGAAGGCGAGCCGCAGCUGGAGGAAAGGUUAACAGACAUGACAGUGAAAGGAGAGGUACGAGAGAAUCGCGAGCGGUUCCAGCUCCCAGUGCCAAUGCCGAAUUAAUCUCAUCAAUUCAGAAAAGACAGAGUAAUCCCAAUUCCAAAAGUAGAAGUGAGAUGUUCAAUUCUCAACAAGAAGAAGCGGCAUCUGGUUUUCCCAUUGACCCGCCAAGACCAUCUCAGCCCGUUGGAUUGUCAAGCAACGAUCCUCAAAGACAACUGCCCAGGAGAGCUGCCCAUUCCGGUCCACUGGCUGACCGAACUGCCCCAAAGAUAUCUGCAGGAGAAGAAGACUUAUCAGCACUGUCUGGUCUGGUCUCUGCAAGGAAGAACAUUCUGUGCGAAAGUCGCGAAGCUCCUAAUAAACUUGUUUCAAGAUUUCCCGGAUCUUUCAAAGACGCUUCAAAUCCGACCAUUAAGCCUAGCCAAACGAGUCAUGGGCCUGCAAACACACAUCAAAACCAUGAAGGAAGUAGCAGCAACAACAGCAAUGAUCCUGUCAUUCUGGGAUAUGGAUCAAAGGGAAACAAGAUUCACUACUCCGGGCCAAUACUCGUUCCAUCUGCAAGGGUAGAUCAGAUACUCAAGGAUCACGAUCGCCAUAUCCAAGAAACUGCAAGAAGGGCGCGUUUGGACAAGGCGAAAGCACGAGCUGCUCAGGCUGCCGAAAGAAGUCAAAACCCAACAAGUUCGUCGGUUAUUUCCGAAGGUUGUUGAUUGCAUUCUUGCCAUGCAGACAUCUACGUACACACGAAGGUUGGGAUGAAAGUUAAGAUGAGAGGCGUAGUGACUUUAGCACCAG
This is a messenger RNA of Cuscuta campestris, 2897 nucleotides long. NCBI's taxonomy places the organism in Eukaryota, Viridiplantae, Streptophyta, Magnoliopsida, Solanales, Convolvulaceae. The record is from the annotation of a GenBank genome assembly.